Molecule: messenger RNA, 349 nt
Organism: Nezara viridula (southern green stink bug)
Lineage: Eukaryota; Metazoa; Arthropoda; Insecta; Hemiptera; Pentatomidae
Source: the annotation of a GenBank genome assembly
GCCUCCGCUGCAAAAACAUGAAGCUAAUUCUCAUCUUUGGUAUUGCUCUGUUUAUAGGUUUGACAUCUGCAGAUUCAGAUGACGGUAGCUGUAAUUUACUAUGUCCAGCUGUCUAUAUGCCAGUUUGCGGAAUGGAAGUAAAAUCUGACGGAACAAACGAGAUACGCAUCUUUAGUAACUCUUGCGCAAUGGGAGCUGAAAACAUGUGCAAUAAGCGAAAUUUUGUUUCUUGCUGAAAAUUCAAAAAACAUCCAGACAAAAUGUAAUAAUCCAGGCAAUUGAGUACGAAUGUAAAUAAAAUUGAAAUCUGCUUAAUUACUCUAAAAGUUUGAUAUCCUGUAUUGUUAAG